UGGGUGCUGACGGCCGCGCACUGCCGGCAGCCAAUCAGGGAGCUGCAGGUGCUGAUCGGCACCAACACGCUGCGGGCAGGUACGGGCCAGGUGCGCCGCGUCUCGCGCCUGCAGGUGCACCCCGGCUACAACCCGCGGCGCAACGACAACGACUUCAUGCUGCUGCACCUGGACGCACCUGUGCGCUUCGGGCCGCGCGUCAAGAAGAUCCGCGUGGCCACCAGGUGUCCCCGGGCGGGGCAGAACUGCAGCGUCAGCGGCUGGGGCACCACCGAGUCACCUGGAGCCAAGCUGCCGCGGGACCUGCAGUGCGCGCAGGUGCAGACCUUCGGGCCGGAGCAGUGCGCCCGCGCCUACGGCAGCGCCGUCACCCGCAACAUGUUCUGCGCAGGUGUGCCCCAGGGCGGCGUCGACUCCUGCCAGGGUGACUCGGGGGGCCCGCUGGUGUGCGGGGGGUACCUGCAGGGCGUGGUCUCCUGGGGCCUGGCGGUGUGCGGGCAGCGCGGGAACCCCGGCGUGUACAGCAACGUGUGCCGCGCCAGCGCCUGGAUCCGCCGCACCAUCGGCCAGUGA
Molecule: messenger RNA, 573 nt
Organism: Onychostruthus taczanowskii (white-rumped snowfinch)
Lineage: Eukaryota; Metazoa; Chordata; Aves; Passeriformes; Passeridae
Product: kallikrein-14-like
Exons: 4
Biological process (GO): proteolysis
Molecular function (GO): serine-type endopeptidase activity
Source: RefSeq, a predicted model, not a curated record